GCUGGGCAGACGCCGCGCCAGAGCCUCGGCGCAAGUGGCAGCAGGAAGGCAGCAGGCGCGUCGACAUUGCCAUCGAUUCGAGCGCGUCUACUUCGAUCUUGCCGCGGCACGUUGCCAAAGACCACCCUCUCAAGACUGGCGUGUCACCGCGUGUGCGCAAGACCGCCAGCAAGCGAAAGGUCCACGAGGACGUCGAGAAGGGGCUCAUCUGCGGCUUAAUGGACGGCGGCGACGUGCGCGCGAGCUGGGAGGUUGGAGACAUCCGCCGCCCGUUGAGUUCAGUGCGUAGGAUGGUCAAGAGCGGGGGCUGCGUAUGGCUUGACACCGAGGAGAACGGAGGUAGUGGGAUCUACAACUACCAGAUAGCGUGGAUCAAGAAGGCGAAGAAGGGUCAGCCGGGGGGCUUCACCCGGCCAACCGAGAAGAUGAUCGAGGACCACGAGGUGCCACAUCUUCCCUGCAGGUGCUGGCGUGCAGCGUGCGUGCUGGGGCGCGCGAAGAGCUGCCCGCACUUCGCGCGCGACAAGAGGGGCGAUGUGUACUCCACCUUCAGCGUCGAUUACGGCUUCUUCGGAGUGCCUGGAGAGGGCCUGGAGAAGGACGGGGCGGCGACCCUGUGCCCCGCGCGCGUUCUGGCGAACGACCAGGGCAAGCUGGGGCGCAAGAAGGUCAGCGCCAGGAGCGACCAGGAGAGCUCCAUCAAGGCAGCCACCCAGAAGCUGAAGGAGACGCGGGCCGGCGAGAUGGCCAUCGAGCUGGCCCCGAAGGGCGAGAUGGCCAGAAUUGGCGAGGCAGAGCGCGCGGUCCAGAGCAUGCACGGGCUCGCGCGGACUUUGAGGGGGCAUGUCGAGCAGUGCGCUCGCAUGAAGCUGGGCCCGAAGAGUCCGGUCAUCGCGUUGCUCACCGAGCACGUGUCGAGCCUGUUCUACAUCUUCAACCGCGGCGACGACGGCGUGGCGCAGUUCCAGCGGGUGAAGGGCACGGAGUGGCAGACGGCACUUCCCGCGUUCGGCGAGAGCGUGGGGUCCGAGAGGAGGGCGCGCCGCAAGCUGGAGGCGCGAUGGGGGAGAGGUCUCUUCCUGGGUGGUAAGGUGGAGUCGACGGAGAAAAUCUCUGGCGCCGAGAGAGGCGUCUACGUCGUGCAGUCGGUGCGGGGGGUGCCCGACGAGCAGCGUUACGACUCCGAGGCGUUGAGCAAGCUGAAGGGCCUUUCGUGGAUGUCUGUCUCGGACGGCUUAGCGGACGAGGAAAUGCGCGAGCUCCCCGGCGCGGCGGAGCUCGAGCCUGAGCGCCCCGAGGUGCCUCCUGUCCCCGCAGAGGCGGCCGAGCAGGUGAGGCAGCAGAGGCGCUACAACAUCGCGAUCGCGGGCUUGGAGGAGUACGGCUUCUCCGAGGGCUGUCCGGCGUGCCUGGCCACUCGCGCGGGCCACCCCAGGUCGGGCUUGUUGCGCGCGCCGGAGUGCAGUGACCGGAUCGAAGCUGCAGUCGCGGCCGAUCCCAAUCGCAAUUCUCGGCUGAGGGCUGCGAGAGCGCGGCGAGCAGAGAAGUGGCCUGCCGUGGACCAGCCCGCGGCGAGCAGCGCGGGCAGGCGACCCAGGAUACCUGCUCCUGGAGCGGCUGCAGGGGGCGCGGCUUCGUCUUCGAGCCGGCCGCCCCUGGCGCCCCAGGAGAUGCGGGUGGAUGGAGGCGCGGCCCCAGCUUCGGGUCAGCAGCCCCGGAUGGAGGUGGGCGAGCAGGGGCCCAGAGCUAAACGAGCCGCCCCGGAGGAGGGCGACACCGUGGAGGACGCCCUCGGAUUCGUGACUCGGCUCAUGGACGGAGGCGGCGACGACGGCGAGGUCGAGCGCGCCAUCGGCGCCUUGGUCGAGGUCCAGAGGGGGCGCGUGUUCAUGGAGAUCCGCGAGUCUGGAGACGAAUGCCCAGUGCCAGUAGAGAAGCAGUACGAGUGGGACGUCGACGACUGCGCUGGCCCCGAGGACCUGUGCGACCGGGGCGAUCUCUCGGGCAAGGUGUUGCCCGAGGAUUUGGCCCAGGAGGCGAGGAUGGAGGAGAUCGCAUUCAUCGACGAGAUCGGCCUCUUGGAGGUGGUGCCCAGACCAGCCGGCCAUGAAGUGAUUGGCGCGCGAUGGGUCGACGUGGACAAGGGGGGCGAGGUCGACCACCAGUUUCGGAGUGGGCUCGUCGCGAAGGUGGUGUAUGCCAAGAUGCGGCAGUGCGCGCUGCAGUUCUUGGACGUGAAGAAGGCGUACUUCUGGGCCAUGGCCGAGCGGUUGCAGUUUGUGGAGCUCCCUGAAGGCCACCGGCGGGCGCGCGGAAUCACAGGGGACAUGAUGGGCAAGCUAUUUCGUUCCAUGUAUGGGAUGCGAGGUGCCGCGUCCCUGUGGGAGAAGCUGGUGGCUGCCAAGAUGAAGGCUUUAG
Molecule: messenger RNA, 2418 nt
Organism: Prorocentrum cordatum
Lineage: Eukaryota; Dinophyceae; Prorocentrales; Prorocentraceae
Source: the annotation of a GenBank genome assembly